Cephus cinctus (wheat stem sawfly) is the source of this 4659-nucleotide messenger RNA. Its product is annotated as O-acyltransferase like protein. NCBI's taxonomy places the organism in Eukaryota, Metazoa, Arthropoda, Insecta, Hymenoptera, Cephidae. Bases 2047 to 4284 code for a protein of 745 amino acids. The transcript is spliced from 12 exons. Gene Ontology annotation, molecular function: acyltransferase activity, transferring groups other than amino-acyl groups. The record is from RefSeq and is a predicted model, not a curated record.
AGUGCUUGCACGUGAGUAGUUUAAAAAAUUUCUCGAGUCAUGCUUCGUCAUUCGUUUUUCAAAAUUUCAAAAUUUGGAGCGGAUCAAACGACUACGAGAAAAUAACAUGCAUUUCGUGUAUCUGUGCGUAGGUGUUGGACAUAUUAAAAAAUCAUGAUGGUGAGGUGAGAUUUUGAAAUAAAAAAAAAAUUAUUAUCACUUACCUUGAUACACGAAAUAGCCUAAUGGCUGUAAGUCAGUGUGAGGCUUUAAUUAUCAAAUUUCAUUGUAGAAUUGUGAAAUCAUUUUUUGAUUAUUAAACAAGGACGAUCUUACACUUUGAUAAUUAAUCAUUAUUACGUUCGGAUGAACUUUGACCUCAGUUAUAGGAUUAGGGCGACGUAUGGCAAUCAUUUCGUAAUUGGGUAAUCAUAUUCAAUGUGUCCAUAGUAAAUGCAAAUGUUACAGCACAGUAUAAGCUGCGGUUCUUGUGUACAAUGAUAGAUGACAUGUAGAUCCAUGACAUCGAGUGACGCGUUUCUUUAUCAAAACUGAAACGAGGCUUAAUCUGUAUUUAAUGAACUGACGAAACCCAAUCUGAAUCAUAUAGAACCAACUUAAGAAAAUUAACUAUUAAUCUUUACUAGAAAACCACAUAUAGUAGUGAGUAUACGGAAGCUAUAAAAAAAAUUUGCGAACCGCUAGAUUUGUUUGACAUAUUCAUCAUAGUUUCGCAUUAUUAACAGAAUCAUCGUAACGAAUCUGUUGACUCUUCUUCGCUCGGGAAAUCCCAUGAAGCCGCCGAAUCAUCGGGAUGGGCAUUGACUACGGUUCAUGAUCAAACCUGGUUUGACCAAGGUUCCAUUUUUAUGUCCUUUUGAUCAAUUUGGAAACGCCAACUCGGCACGAGAAAGUUCAAUUUCUAUAUACUUUUAUUUGCAUCUAUACGUAUACAUCUUUAUUUAUGCUUACGUACUGUUUAUAAUAGAUCAGCACAAUCUUCAGCUUACUAUCUUACUAUAAAACUAUAUAUGCAUAUAUGAACUUUUCAAUGAACAUUUGCGAGGACAUUACCGAUUAAGCGGCAUUCACAUCGGCACAUUGAAAUGUUAAGAAAAAAAAAAGCUGAACCUUGAGAAACUUAACAUUGAAGUUCUAAUCCAUCUUAGCUACGUCUAACCAUUUCUAAAUCCAUCUUAAUUCCGGGUGCUUGGCACUACAAAUUUUGAAAAGUUCGGUGUGAGCCUCGCUUUACGUUCCUCUGGUACAUGUUAUAUAUAAAAAUGAUAUCAGGACUAUCCUCAUAGAAUACAAAACUCAUAACUAUCAUUAACAAAUAUACUAAUACAUUAUCUUGGUACAGUGAUAUGCUGAGUUGUCAAAAAUUUAUUAAAUAAUCUUAAUUUUUUUAUAAAAACGUUUAUUUAAAUUUUCAACAAUAGUUCAACUGUUGUGAAUCUUAUGCAACUCAUAACGAACCACGGUGCUAUUGGGUACGUCAGAAUGUCAAUGAACUUACAAUUAGUAUCGAUCACUAGCUUAUCUGUCAAGGAAAAAUUAUGGCGGGGUUUUUUAAAAUAGCGCAAAUUCCUUAAAGGCAACAGUAGCUCGUAAUUAUCCUCACGGUAGUUGCGUGCGUGACGUUUCUGUUUUUCCUUCCUUUUUCUUUUUUCUUUAAUUCAAACUGCGUACAACUAGCAGUGGGAGGGGAAGUCACCCCCCUUAAAAUCCUGCUGCACGACGAAACGCCGAAUGUCUGAUGGACGUCGUUCGAGCCUUGGUCACUCGUUUGCCACACGCACGUUGAAAUAGAAGUCGCGAACACUUCGACAUGUCUGUCGAUUAGUGUGUCUAGUCUAUUGAUCGUAAGGGCAAUAAAAAAUUGGUGGAAUCGUGAAUUUUGAAAAUUUCCUCCUCGUAAUAUAUUAAAUUUCGAAAAUAUUAGGUUGUACCACUUUUUUAUAUUUUUUUUUCUCCUACGGGGCACACUAUUAGCUUUGCAUUGUGUAAUAGUCGAGUAAAUUUCAUUUUGAAAAUUUUCAAUCAUUUCGGAAAACCAUUUCCGAAAUGAUCGUCGUAUUAGGGUGGAUCGCGCUGUGCGCGAUAAGUUUUUCGCAGGCUAGUAAAACCGUGGAAAUUUUAACCCCGGGACUGAAUACCAUCAAGGAGGAAGAGAUCCUGCGUGUCCUCGCGCAAAAUAAAACCGAAUCCUCGGAGAACUUCACUUUCGUGGAACUCGUCAGUAACUUGCAGAAUCACACGGAAUUGACGAAAAAUGCUGCUGAUCAGGAAUGGAGAAUUGAUCCGCCCGAAAUAUCCUGGACUAAUCCGUACUACGAAAACUUUCGAACGGAAAUUGAUCGCGAGACUCGACGGCUGCUACAGGUUGUACCAACCUACGAACCCGGUGCUGGCUCAGUGAGUUCUGAGUGCAAAAGACAGUCGGACGUAUUUCAGCGGGAACUUUCAAAAUUCACAUUGUGGGCUUUGAAGAUGUACGAUGCCACAGCCAAGAUCCCUUCGGGUCUUCUCAAUGGAAACGUCAAUCAAUUGGGCGAUUUCGACGAGUGCGUCGGGAUCAAAGGUAGCGAUGGUAUUCGAGGAAAAUAUUGCUUGGCUUAUUUGCAAUUGGACAUCGAUCGAUCACGGCCUGAUUUAGUUCACCUGCACAGACUUCUUCAUUCCCACUACGCAUUUCGUAGUAACAUGUCAGACCCUGGACACCGCGUACCACGAUUUAGCACCGUCAACUGGGCUAUAUGCACGCCUGCGGCCUGUUCACAUCGCGACGUUGAAAUUUCACUGAGACAAACUUUAGCCAAACACACAGCACAAACUGGAUUGAAGAUUACAGUUCAGGUAGACCAGGAGAUGUGUCAGGUUAGAAGGAUCGAGCCAUUGCCAACGUCGACGAUAAUCGUUGGACUCCUUUUCGCCGGUGUGAUAACGAUGUCUAUUGUCGCAGCUGUCUGUGAUCAUUAUGCACUCAAUAGCAAUGAGAUUCUACUGUCAUUUUCACUCAAGAGAAAUUUCAACAAGCUGAUUUCAUUCGAAAGAGCUGAAGGCGACAUUGCUACUCUUCACGGAGUCAGAGCACUGAAUGCCAUGAUGUUAAUUGUCGCUCACAAAUGCAUGGCACUGUUUUUCAAUCCUUAUAUGAAUAGGACUGACAUGGCCGAGUACCUGGGUAAACCGUGGACCGUAAUUGGAAGAGCAGCUAGUUUAUAUACGGAUCCGUUUAUCAUGUUGUCUGGCCUGUUAACGACUUAUUCGUUUGUCGGUAGACUUAACAAAUAUAAUAAGCUUAAUGUUCGUAAUGAGUAUCUAUCAAGAUUGCUCAGAUUGGUUCCGACCUUGGCAGCCCUUAUACUGUUUUGUACAUAUAUCAUGCCGUUUAUUGGGUCGGGUCCUCAAUGGAAUCUCGUUGUAACUCAUCAUGCUGACAUAUGCAAAAAAACAUGGUGGAGAAAUUUCUUAUUCAUUCAUAACUACUUUGGAUUUGAAAAUAUGUGUUUGACGCAUACACAUCACUUGGGUAUCGAUACUCAACUGUUCGCCUUAUCGCCGUUGAUGAUAAUCCUGUUGUGGAAGAAGCCUAAGAUCGGUGCUGCCAUACUUGGCGCUGUGGCGAUAGCUUCUACUGUUUUACGUUAUUACGUUACAUAUUUUAAGCGGUUGAACAAUUACGUGUUCUUCGGUACUUCGAUAAGGCAGCUGUUCGAUACGGCGAAUUUAUCGUACAUCUUGCCAACGCACAGAUUAACGGUUUAUAUUAUGGGAAUUUUAGUGGGAUACUUGCUCAGAAAUUGUCCAAAAGGUUACAAGCUUAACGGAACUGUUAUCAAUAUCGGAUGGAUAGUCAGCAGUUUAAUGUUUAUCGGUGCAUUUAUUGGUCCUGCAAAAAUGGGCUCCAUCGAUUAUAUUUACAAUCCAACCCACGCUGCAACGUACAAUGCAUUUGCGCCAAUAGGCUGGUGUGCUUUAUUUGCCUGGAUGGCAUUUUUGGCGCACACAGGAAAUACCAAUGACUGGCUUACCAGAUUAUUUGCCUGGCGUGGAUUUUUAGUAUCGACGCGUCUGAGCUAUGCUGUUUACUUGACGCAAUUUCCGGUUUUCUUUUACAACGUCGGUCAGACGCGCAGUGCCGAGCACUAUGAAUUCUUUAGGAUGCUGUUUAACGUCAGUGAAUUUCUCUGGAUUAUAAUCACAUCGGUGAUAUUAACGCUGCUUUUUGACACGCCGUUCCAGAACAUCAAAAAUUAUUUUCUGAAGAAAUCAAAGAACACGGCAGUCAAGUCCGAUUAAACAGAAAGGGCUCUUUGAGUUCGCGCAAGGCUUAAUAAUGAAAAAAAGGGCCUUAAAUUUGUAAAUAGUCUGUGAAAUACCGUUGCUUGCCAUCAUAUACAAUGUAUAUGAGAGCCGAGAGCAUAUUUAUAGAAAAUUUCACCUUUUGCCUGUGUGCUCACUGUAAAUAAUUUGUUUUUUUAUCUUGUUUAUUCUAUUUUCUUUUUUACGUAUGCAAUGUUCGUAACGCCACAAAGAUGCCUAACUAAUCCCGCCUGGCUAGUUCUUAUUAUUUAUUUGAUUCAACUAGGUGAAUAAAUAAAUAAUGCAGAAUAUGUUGGAUUGCGGACAAGAUGUAAGCAUGAGAGAUGAAUAAAUAUGUUUUUACUGUUUUUA